AUGAACAUAGAAGAGUUAAAGGAAGCUAUUAAAAGAAUUGGGUAGUGUUAAUAAGAGUAAGUAAAAUCUAAUAACAUUAGGUCUUAAUAGGAUUUAGAUAUUGUGUUGUAACAAAUCUAACACCCUGUAGGAUUGGAUUUAUUGUUUCAAUGUGCAAAGAACGUAAUAGAAUUCAGACAAUACACAAUGUUUUGGAAAGUAAGUAUCAUCUUAUUAUGAAUAGUCUGCGAAUAAAAUCUUGAUGAACAUAGUGAAGUUGUGUUUAAAUAAUCAGGAUUAAUUGAAAGCCUGGGAGACAAUGCGUCUAACCAUAGAUCCAGAUAAACAUUUCUAUAAAUGCCAUGAGUUAGUAUAGAUGGAUGAGGAUUAGGUAAUAGAAUCCAAUAGAUUUUUAGUUUUCGCAUCAGGAAUUCACUUAAUAAGAGUUUUGUGCAAAUCUAUUGGAUGGAUAAUAUGUAGAUGCAUUAUAUGAGGAUGAAAAGGGCAAUGUGAUUGGAUGGUGUAGGGCAAAUAUUGUUAAGAUUAAUGAGAAAUAUGUUUGGGUCAAAUGGCAUGACAAUGAGGGAAAGAGAAAGAUUGCUCGAUAUUCAAUGGAUUUGGCUCCAUAUAAAAGUCAAGUGACAGAUGAAGAAUGGAAUUGGAGACAUUCUCUUUGUGUUGGCGAUAUUAUAGAUUGUUUUGAUAAUCGUGUAUGGUAGAAUGCUACUAUUAUUACUGCAUUAAAUGAAGAAGAGAAGGAGUAUCUUGUUGGAUUUAGAGUGUAUGAUGAAAAGGGCAAUUAAUAUGAUUAAUAAAGUAGGAGAUUCUUUGGUUGGAAUUAAUAAUAUGAUGAAAGAAUUAAAGCAGUGAGUCCAAGAAUUUAGAAAAGAAAUUUAUUUUCAAGAGGACAACCUUCUAAUCCUCAUUGUUAAGAGGAAAUUAUCCAUGAUUGUAAUGAUUUUCUUUAUCCAAACACUGAUUAUGCAGUACCACGAUUUUAAACUAAAUAAGCUAGGAGAUCUAUUGUUAUUUGUGAAAUGAUCAAUGAAUUUGGUCGGGCUGGAUUAUUUUAAUACAUAUUAGAUUAAAUUCUCAAUAAAUGCACCAUAGAUUUCUUACAUGCAUAUAUGUUAUUAUUGAAUAAUUUCCAUGAAAUGUUACAUAGAUAAUUUGUUUAAACUUAUGUUCCAUAAUUAUUUGAAGCAGUUUAAAAUAAUAUUUUAUUAUCAGCUGAUAACAAUCUUAGAAACUUCACAUUAUAAAAGAUAACUGAUAUUUUAUAAACAUUAAGUAAUUUAUUGAAAAGAGUUUAUGCAUUACAAAAAAGAUAGGAAAUGAUAGAUAGAUUGGAUUUGGAUAUAGCUUAUAAGUGUUUUACAAGUGAUUUUUUAGAAAGAAAGAUUUAAGGUUUAAAGGCAAUUUAAGAGUUAAUAAAGAAGACAAAAGAUUAAUAUAAUCAAUAUGGAAUGUAAGAAUAGUAAAAACAGGCAACUACAUAAAUGAUAUUGGAAUGGUUAAAUGAGAAGAAGAUUUUUGAGAGUCUUUAUGUUGGGUCUGGAAAUUCUCAUUUAGUAUAAAGAAGUGCAGAAUUCUUUAAGUUUUUGAUAGAGGAGAAAAUGAUUAGCUUAAAUAAUUUCAAAGAUAUAUGGAAUAAUUUAGAAAAAGCUGAAUAUGAACAUAAAUUAGCUAUCUUUAAAUUAUUUAAAGAUGUUUCAAACUCUUUAGAAAAGGAAUGGUUAGAUUUCUUGACUGAUGCUGUAUGUACUAAAGAUCCAAAGGAUAUCACUAAGGAUGAUUUGGAAUUAUUACUUGAUAUAAUUAAGAUUAAUUUUAGAUAUAAAGAUGAGUAUAUCUAGAAAUGUUGUAAUUAUUAUUGGACAGUAUUGAAGAGUGGAUAAUUGAAUUAAAUAAUGUUGGAAUAAUAUAUAUCAUAUUAUAUUGAUUAAGUAACAUAAUAUGAAAUGAGACCACAUAAAGGAGCCUAGAUUAGUAUGAUUGGAGAAAGUAUUGUGAAAGGAGAAUAAGUUAAUGUAGGUUUGAGAGUGUUAAUUAAGUUGAUAGAGAAAUUAGACAUUUAACCAGUAGCUUGGGAAUAAUAUACAAGAAAUGUGGCAUUGACAGAUUUGGAAAGUAAAUUUAAAAUAGUUGAAGAGAUAAUUAAAUCUAUUCCUGAAUUAAAAAAAUAAAAAGAUUAUUUUGAUGAAAUCAAGAUUAGAAUGUAAUUUAUUUAAUUCUUCUAUUAAAACAUAAAUACUUAUGAAUAUAGAUUAACUUUUAAUAUCAUUUCAAGUAUAUGGGAAUAAUUGGUUUGUUAAUCAUCUAGUCAAUAAGAAAAAGAUUUAGUGUAUAAAUGGUUUAGUGCAUUAUCAACUUAAGAUGGACAAUCACAAUUAACAUCUAUGGUGGCUAUAUAAGAUCUUAAAUCAUUUUUCAAUGAGAAAAUGACAAAUGAUCUUAUUUAAUUGACUGAAGAAGGAUUUAAUUGUUUUAAGACAGUUUUGACAGCAAUAAAUAAAUAAUAAGAAAAUGGUUUUGGACUUGAUGUGUUGUGGAAAAUGAUUUUAGAAACAGAAAAUGAGAAAGUUUCUUUAUCUGCAAUAGAUUAUUAUCUUUAAUUUUAAAGUACAUUAGAUGUUUUAUUCAAUAAAUUAUAAGAAAAUAGAAAUAAUGAUUAGAAAUUAUAUAGGUGUUUAUUAGUAUUAGAAGGAUUCAUAGAUUAAAGUGAAGUGGAUGGAGUAGGUAAUUUAAAGAGUUUGAAUGCUUUAUCAUAAGGAGAAGAAUUGUAAAUAUAAGUUUCAUAUGAACAUGGAAAUUAAAAGAAAUUUACUAUAAAAAUAAAUGAUAAUUAAACUAUUAUUGAAUUGAGAUUAGCAAUUAGUAAAGUUAUUAAAUAAUAAUGGGAUUCAAUUGGAUUGAAUAGUUUGAAAGGUGAAAUUAAGUUUACUGAUAAUGGUAAGAUGAUUAAAGAUUUAAGAUUAAAAAAGGGGGAAAUAAUAAUGGUUUUUAGAAAAUAAGUAAAAGAAAUACCAGAAGUUAAUCUAUUGAAUGGAGAUGAAUUAUCAGAGCCUGCAAAAUAAGUAUUUGGUGAAAUCUUUACUGAUUAUUCAACUGAUGGUAAAAUGAGUAAAGAAGAUUGUACUAGAUUUGUUACUGGUUGUACAGGUAAUCCUUGUAGUAUUGAUGAUGCCAAUAUCUAAAGAACAUUUGAAUAAUAUGAUAAGGAUAAAGAUUCCAUUUUAACUUUGAAUGAUUUCUUAGAUUUUUACACUGAUUCUGCAAGAACAAAGAAAUCAACAGUCUGGUUAAAUCUUUAAACUUUACAUUAUAGAAAUGAUCUUAUUAGAGGAGAUAGAGUACCUUUACCUUUAGUGAAUGCACAAUUAUUACCAAGAGGAUAAAUUGUAUAGAAUCAAAGGUAUUUGGAUUUGCUCUUUGAUCUUUUAUAGAAUUCAAGUAAUGAAGUUUAAGAGAAAACUUGGUAUUUAUUAAGAAGAUUACCUCCCUCACCAUAAUUGAUUAAGUAGAUGCUCACUUUUGAGAAUAUCUAAUAACCAACUGAUUGGGAUUAGAUUUUAGUUAGUAGUCAUUAUAGAUUAUUGUACAGUCUAUAUAUUAUUGAAUUUCUGAUGAAUCAAUAUGAUUCAAAUAAUUUAUAAGCAUUAAUAGAUGAUCAAGAAAUACUUGUUUUGAAGGAUAAAUGGAUGAGUAAGUUUUUAUAAUUAGGUGGAUUCGAUAAGUUAUUACAAUUCUUUAAAUAAUAUUAAGGAAGGAGUGUAAGUAAUUUACCUCAAAUUGAGAAAGAAAUCUUAUCAUUCCUUUUAAAUACAUUCUAAAAUUAUAUUAUUGCUGCUUGUGCUACUAAUGUUGCUAAUUUGUAUAAGGCAUCAAGAGGUAUUUAAAUAAUUAAACCUUUGGAUCAAGUAUUAUUAGAUAUCAGAUAAUCAGAAGAUCCUGAAGAGUUUAAAUUAUUAGUAUAAAAAUUGAAAGAGAGUCGUCUUGGUGAUAGUAUCACUGAGAAGAUUGAAAAAUUCAUUAGUGUCUUAAUUAAUUUAAUUUAAGAAUUACUUAAGAGUAAUGAAUUAGAAUAAGAAGAUAGAUAAAUUAUUGAACAUAGUGUUAUAAUAAUAAUUGUAAUAUUAUUACAUAAUUAAGAAUUAUUAACAAGUAGCAUAGAAAAUGUUGAAUUCAUUAAUAUUUUCUUUAGUGGAAUCUUUACUGAUAAAUCUGAUAGUGUACGUAAUUUAUUUAGCAGAGCAAUAUUAGUGCUUUGUCAUGAAAGUCAGAAAAGAAAUAAUUAGCCUACUAAAAUUAUAUUAUAAUAAUUGAUAUCUAUGUAAAAUCAACAAUCUAAUUCAUCAUAAUAUUAUGAAUUAUUAAGUUAAUUAAUUGACAGUGCUUUUGAGAGUGAAGACUCUUAAUAGUUUAUUGAUUAUUAAUAAUUGACUUAGUAAGUGAUUGAUGGUUUGGUUAAUCAUAAAAGUGUAGAGACUAGAUAAAAAUCUACAAAUGUUGAUAAAAUACUUAUUGGUUUAUUGAAUUUGUUAACAAAAUUGUACAAAUUCAUUAAAUAACCAAUUCAUGAUAUUAUAUUUAAUGAUUGUUUGUUUAGUCUUUAAGAUGAAAAAGAGGUAAAAUGUAAAUCAAAUGAAAGUAGAUAAACUGCAUUCAAAUUGUUAUAUUAAUUAUCUCAUCAAUAGAAUAAUUGUGAAAGCAUUCUUUUAAAUCUAUAAUAGUUGAGUUAGAAGAUUCCUAUUAUAAAUAGAUGGAAUUAUAUACCUUCAAGUGAUAUGAGAAGUUCUUUUGGUUAUUCUGGAAUAAGAAAUUUAAGAUGUAUAUGUUACAUGAAUGCUAUGCUUCAAUAAUUUUAUAUGACUAUUCCAUUUAGAUAUGGUAUAUUAUAAGCUGAUGAUGGUAAAGAACCUGAUAUGCAAUUAAGUAAAACAGGUUUUUAAUUUGAUGAUAAUGUCCUACAUCAAUUAUAAUAAAUGUUUAGUUAUUUAGAGUUAUCUGAUCGUGUUGAUUAUAAUCCUUAAGAGUUCUGUGCAGCAUUUAAGGAUUAUGCAGGAGAACCAGUCAACAUUUUUAUUUAAUAGGAUGCUCAAGAAUUUUUGAAUAUGAUUUUUGAUAAAUUAGAGAAUCUCCUUAAGGACACAGUCUAUAAGAAUAUUUUAGAUGGAGUUUUUGGAGGAAAAACCUGUACUCAAAUUGAAUGUUAGAAUUGUAAAGCUAUAAAAAAUAAGGAUGAAAUAUUUUAUAAUUUAUCUGUUCCAAUUAAGAAUCUCAAAAACUUAUAAGAAUGUUUCGAUAAGUUCGUUUAAGGUGAAAUCAUCUCAGAUUUUAAAUGUGAAAGUUGUAAUUAAAAAGUGGAUGUAAGUAAGAGAUAAUUGUUAGCUUAAUUACCAAAUGUUUUAAUAUUACAUUUAUAAAGAAUUGUAUUCAAUUUAGAUACAUUUAUGAAUGAAAAAAUUAAUUCUCGUUUAGAAUUCCCAAUUAAUUUGGAUUUAGCAUAAUAUACUAUUAAUUAAGAUCAAUGUACAUAAUAUAAGUUGGUUGGUAUAGUAGUUCAUUUGGGAACUGCUGAUGUAGGUCAUUAUUUUAGUUAUAUUGAUAUCAAAACUCAAAAUUAAUGGUUGGAAUUCAAUGAUCAUAAAAUAAAAGAAUUUAAAUUGAAAUAAAUGGAAAAUGAAUGUUUUGGUGGUUAAUCAAAUUUAGAAUAUAAUGAUAAUGAUGUUUGGGGUAAUGGUUUUAGAGAGAACUCUUAAAAUGCUUAUAUGUUAAUUUAUGAAAAAGUAGAAAAAGAUAAAAUUCAAUUAGAAUUCAAGUCUUAAGAAGAAUUAUAAUAAUAAUUGUCUAAAUUUGACAAUUAUAUUAUAUAACCAAAUAAUGUAUUAUUAGUAGAUUAUAAUUCAUUCAAACCAUAUAUUCCUAGUUAAUAUCAUAAAAAAGUGAAUAGUGAUAAUUAAUAGUUUUUAUUGGAAAGAAAUCUAUUCAACCAAGAAUUUAUGAAAUUUAUAUUAGAGAUAUGUGAUUUUGUGAAUAAUGAUAAUGCAAAUAUAAUAAUAGAAAUACUUAUUCGAUUUAAUUAUGAUUUAUUGGCUCGUGCUUAUGAUAAUUCUAUCCUUGAAUAAUUUAAUACAAAGAUUUUACAAUUGAUUUAAUAAUAUCCAAAUAGUAAUUAUCUUGAUUUAAUAUACUUUGGUAAAUAAACCAAAGUAAUAGAUCUCUUGUUAGUUUGUCCAGAAUCUAGAACUCGUAAAUACUUUGGCAAAUUAUUGUCUACCCUAUUCAAUUAAACUAUUUAAAUUUAAGGGGAAAUAACAGAAAAGAUUUCUGAAGGUUUGGAUUAAUUAUUCCUUAUGUUAUAAGAUCAAGUACCUAAGAAUUGGACACGUUUUGAUUAAUAUUUCUAAUUUUGGCUAGAUUUUCUAAAAGAAGGCAAAAUCUAAAUGUAAUAUUGUUUGGACAAAGAUAUGAUUCUGUAUAUGAUUGAUUUCAUUCUAGAUAAAAGUAGUCCAUUAUAGUUAUACGAAAAGAAAACACAAAUGGGAAAUGCUUAUUUCCCAAUUAAUUGUUAAAUUCCUAUGUAAAUUAUAAGUACUCUACUUUAAUAAAAUCAUCAACUUAGUCUUCAAGAGAAGAAAUUACUCUAUUCACCUAAAUUCUAUGAUAAAGCUCUUAAAAGUACAAAAAUUGAAGAACUAAAUCCAAUCAUUAUUAAAUUUGCUUAUAAUAAUAGAUAUUUCUCAGAAAUCAUAGCUGGAUGUAUUUUGAGAGGUCUAGGUAAUGGGGAUAUUGAUGAAUUCAAAAAUUAUCUCUAUUUGGCUAUACCAUUCUUAUUAAUUAAAGAUAAUCUACAAAUUGAAAGAUUGGAAUGGUUAGUAGGAAUCCCAUCAUCAAAAUAGAAAGAUUCAGUUAAAGUAUUUGAUGGUUAAUUAAUUGAACAUCCAUAAUUUGGAUUAUUUGGAUUAACUAGUUUAGAAGAAGAUUACUGGACAUUUGCUAGUCCUUUGGGAUGGUAAAAUAGUCUUUUUGAUAAUUUUUGCUCUCAUAGAACAAUUAAGAAUUUGGAUAAUUAAUGUUUAUUAAUACUUAAAUUAUUAUUAAUGAUUAGUCUCGAAUGUGAGACCUGUUAUAAUUAUGUCUCCAAAUUACCUUGUGUUAAUUAUCAAUAUGUAAUUAUUAUUAUUCAUUUUAUUAGAAAUACAUGGAAGAAAUUUUCAAAGCUUUCAUUGAAACAUAUAUCAUAGAUACCAAAAGAUUCUAUUCCCAAUAUCCUCGAAAACAAGAAACAGAUGAGGUUAAAGGAUAUUUGGAUUAAUAUUGUACCAAAGUUUCAUAAAUUCAUAAUGAAUUUUAACCUCAAUUUGAUUACAUUAUUGGAAAGACUAUUGAAGUUACUAAAGUCAGAAAAACCUAUUUCUUAUACAAUCCUUGUACAAAAGAAGAAAUAACAAUAGAUGAAGGAUCUGAAGGUUUUGAUGAAAUUAAAUAGUAGAUUGAAGAAAGUACUUUACAAAAGGUUCUUACAAUGGAAGUAAUUUAAUAAAAUUAUAAUUAAUAUAGGAAAAGAUAUAUACAACACAUGUUUGCGAUAAUCUACCAAAUGGAAAUACUAAUGAGUCCUUACCAUAAUAAUAUGUUAAAGGAACCUAAAUUCUUACUUAUUCUGUAGAUCCCAAUUGUUAAGCUGCAAACUUCCUCUAAUCAAAUUCUUGGAGUGCUGACAAUGAUGACAAAGCCACAGUAACUAAUCCAAGAAUUGCUAAAACUGUUAAAUAGAUUUAGAUUCAGAAUCACACUAAUAGAAAUUUACAUGUUAUCUUAGAAAUCAAAGGUGAACCAAAUCCUUGUCAUUACAUUCCAAAAUCUAAGAUUUAAUCACUUAUGAGCUCUAAGAGUUCGACUACAAUGUUCACAGCUAUUAAAAACAAUUGUAAUUAAGAAUUCCCACCCCUUUAAUUGACAUUAGUGUAUAAAAAAUAAGAGCCGAGACAAGACUCUUACCUAUAUUUAUCGUCUUCAGAUGAAAUGAAUUUGGAAUUAUUAUGA
Molecule: messenger RNA, 8028 nt
Organism: Paramecium pentaurelia
Lineage: Eukaryota; Ciliophora; Oligohymenophorea; Peniculida; Parameciidae
Source: the annotation of a GenBank genome assembly